AAAAGCAUCUAUCCAAACUGCACACUCUUGUAAGUUUUCAUAUGCCAGUAGUAUUAGCUAUAAAUAUGCACAAUGCAGUUCACGGGUAAACAAAAAUACAAAUUUAAGUAAAUCUAAGGAUGUGUCUUAUGUAUAUUCAGGGGAGGUUACUUUAGUUUGCCGUUCAAAAAAAUCAGGAAAACAAUCAAUAAUUCUAUGGAAAUGCUACUUAAUUAUUCAAAUAUGUUACUUAGCUGUGUUUUCAAUAUUUAAAGUUGAAUACGUGUGGUUUGCUUGGACACACAUAAGGGUUUUACAAUAUAACAUGUAUGUUUUAUAGCAUAGGAGUCUUGAAGAUUAAUGUAUACACUUUUAAAUCCAAAAACACACAGACCCACUUUAUAAAGAGGGCCAAAAUGCCCACCAUAUUCAAGCACACUUCAGAGAUAGUUUGUUGAUAAAAGUGUGCAAUCACCAAAUAGCUAUAAUGCUUUGGGGGAAUGAAAAGAUUAUUUGUUCAGACAUUGGUAUCUGUUUGUCUUACAGAUAAUAAUCAGCUUGUAGGACUUGUUAGGACUGUAGAUAUAACGUCUCAUUACCUGCUAGUGUAAAGCUGUAUAAUGAUUGAAGAUCACCCGAUAGGGCUACUGAUCUGACUACUCACACUUGCUAACUUGGGGGCCUUCUUGUUGUGCAUUUUUGGUGGCGUUAAUUUUUUCCUUGUAUGAUUUUUCAUCAUUUUGGAUUUUUAUAUAUACACUGACAUUUUGGAUUUUUAUAUAUACACUGAAGGUGGAAACUGAAUCUCUUUUCGUGAGUGUGUGGCUAGAUGAGGGAUGAUAAAAAAGCUCUUGGCAGUCGUGUUUGGUCUUCUACUGGGAUACUGGCUCAUAGAUGACUUCAACCCAGACUCAUUGAAAGGCAAGAGGGUGUUAGUCACUGGUGCCUCCACGGGCAUCGGUGAACAGUUGGCCUAUCACUAUGCCAGGCUUGGGGCCAGCGUUGUUGUAACAGCCCGCAGGGAAGAUAAAUUGAAGGAGGUAGUUGCCAAAUGCAGUGAGCUAGGCAGCUCCUCCCAGAAAUACGGCUACAUUCCCGCGGAUAUGGCUGAUCUGGAGGGCACAGAGCAUGUCAUUCAGGAGACAGUCAACAAACUUGGUGGACUGGACAUCCUUGUCCUCAACCACAUAAUUCUCCUGGACCUCGGCGUCUGGACUGGUUCGCACCACAACCUGUCACUCAUUGACAAAGUGAUGCGUGUUAACUACCAGUCUUACAUCUACCUUGCGUCGCACGCGCUACCUCAUCUGGAGAAAUCUACUGGCAGUGUUAUAGUCCUCCAUUCCAUGGCUGGGAAACUUGGACAGCCAUUUGUUUCAGCAUACUCAGGGUCAAAGUUUGCUCUUGACGGGUUCUUUGGGGGUCUUCGUCAAGAGCUGAAGCUGCGUCAAUGUGAUAUUUCAAUUACCAUCUGUGUGCUAGGGUUGAUAGGAACAGAUAAUGCUAUCAACCAACUCAAAGACUACGGGCAGAACUUUCUACUCAGCAUAGUAAAAGCAGAGUCUCCGAGUGCAACUGCGCUCGAGAUUGUAAAACAGGGUUCAAAACGAGUCCGCCAGAUGUACUACCCGUAUAUUCCGGUUUACCCAUUGAUCCUUCUACGGGACUGGUUUCCAGAGACAUGUGAAUAUGUGAAUCGUUUUGUGUACACCUUGAACUCCUAGUCGUCAUCAAAACAUGUGCUAGUUUGUUGUUUAAGUGUUAAAAGUGUUGUAAACAUCUUGCAGGUUUUGUGUUUCUAAAUGAAUUCCAAGUCAAUAACAAAUGUUGAUGUAAAAAACGAUUUAUUCAUUUAUAUGUUUUUCCUUUACUGUUAUCAUUUCUUGUUCAUGUUUAACUCUUUCAGUGCUGGAACUGAAUUUUGAAGGCCUUUGCAAACAGUUUGGAUCCAGAUGAGACGCCACAAAACGUGGCGUCUCAUCAGGAUCCAAACUUUUUGCUAUUCUGAUAGUAUUCUUUGAAAAAAAUAGAAGAAAAUGCUAAUUUUAGAAAUUCUGCAGACGACAUUUUAGCAGAGGACACAUUUCCCAGCAUGCAAAAGGUUAAGGCUAGGAAGCAUGUAAUUUAUGCACAUUUCAAAUUAUCUUCCAAGAGAAAAAAAGCUUCCAUUGUGAGGUCAAUGUACAUAAAAUUAGUUAUAUUUUUAUAGAUAAAGCAUCAUAAAAAUUAAAAAUAAUUGUUUGUUUUUAGCAUAGCAGAGAGUAUUGUGAUAGAUGUAGCAAAUUCUGGUUUCAACCUUUUUUUAUUUAGAGACUAAGUUGUUGACAGCUUAAACUGUAAGACUCUUUCAGUUUCUGGUGUUAUGUGGAUUUAUUAUAGUUUUUAUAGGGUUUGUAGUUUUCAUAAGAAGUUUAUUUUUUUAUGCCCCCCCCCCCCCCCCCCCCCGAUUAAAUGAUCGGGGGUAUAUUGCGAUUAAAUGAUCUGGGGUAUAUUGUUUUUGGCCUGUCUGCCAUUGUGUGUCUGUCACAAACUUUAGCCUUGGUUAAACUUUUGCAAUAACUUUUGCAAUAUUGAAUAUAGCAACUUUAUAUUUGGCAUGCAUGUGUAUCUCAUAGAGCUGCACAUUUUAAGUGGUGAAAGGUCAAAGGUCAAAUAUAUGCUUCAAAGCACAGUAGGGGGCAUUGUGUUUCAGAAACACAGCUCUUGUUUAUUUAUUUGUUGCAGCAUUACUUUUAUUAUCAUUUUAUUAAUUUAGUUUAUUGUAUUCGUUUUAAAAUGUGUAAUUUUAAUAUUAAACUAUUGCAGUAAAUGCAUAUUAUUAGGAACAUGUGCAAGUAUUUUUUUGGUUAUGUUACAGUAUUAAUUUAUAUGCUCGACUUUGAUGACUGUAUGUCUGUUCGUACAGGAGUGUGAAGACUGCACUACAAAAAUUCCUGUCUCAGCAAUAACUUAAUGCAAACCAUCAUAAAAUAACAUAGCGUGUCACUUGUAAACCAGCCUCUCUACACAAAGGUCAAGGUCACACUUAUAAAUCCAAGAUCAAAUAUAGCCGUAUAGCAACUGAUUUGGACUGUGACUUUGCCAUUAUUCAUGCAAAUUUAAAAAAAAUGUAGCAAUGACCACAAUGAGGAGGUGGAUUGUCAUAUGACUUAUAUCAUUGUCUCCCGACCUUAAAGGUCAAGGUAUCUCUAAGAGAUCAAAAUUCUAAAAGCUUUUAUUUGUUCAUAAGUUGAUUUUAGAGAUGACAAUGGAAUGUUGGGAUGUAAGUGGCCUAUGGACACAUGUCUUGUUUUGUUCAUAUUAAGCACUUUAAUUGUAUAUGUUCAUAUUUUUGCUUAUAUAUAUAGGGACCUGUUUGCAAGAUUACAAAUAUUCUGCCUGUAGAUUCUAAAAAGAAAUUAUUUCAUACAACAAAGCGAUAAAAAAACUUCAUGACUUAGAAAUAGCUUAGAGAUAAUAAACAGCUUUUAUUUGAUAAUUUCCAAAAACGAGUGCUAGCAAAGCAGAAAUGUAUCUAUUAUCACUCAUGAAAAAAGAUAUGAUCUUCUACUAAAAUUGAGUAAUAUUAUUCACUGUUAGAAAGCAAAGUGAGCUUAAAUUAAUUUUAAUCUGUUUUCCAAGGUCUCUGUCCUUAUUUUAUUUCACUUCUGAUAUGUGCCAAAACUGCUCUUUACCUCACAUCAUUUUUUUAUUAUGAUCAGAAUAAUAAGUUGCACUUGUUUGCUAUAAAGGUUCUGGUUUAAUUCAUAGUAAACAUUGCAUGUUUAAGAUAUUAACAUGUUACAAUGAAAUUGUUUUGAUACACUUUAAUAUGCAAAAAGUUACAACAGAGUCUAUACAUUCUUCACUAGAUCAAAUAACAACACAAUUUUAAAUACUGUUAACAGAGAUGGAUUUUUAGAAUGAUAAAAAUUAUUGAAAUUGAUUUUAUUAUUUAUCAUUAUGAACUGAUUAGAUUUUGACAUGUUCAGUUAGUAAAUUGUCAUGCUUAUGAUAAUAAUAUAAAUUCUUGAUGAAAGAAAUCCGUUUUUACAAAAGAAUGUGUUGAUGUUUUGAAAUGUGUAUUUUAUCGGCCUUGGUUAUUGUUAAUUCCAACAGUGAAAAGGGAAAUUCUAAUAACAUGAAAAUUUAACCACACAUAUUUUAAAAUGUAUUGUCAAUUUUAAAAUGUUUAUCUCAAUUCAAAAUUGUAUUAUUUGUAAUGACUAAUGUUAUUGAAUCAUACUACUUGUAGACUAGUAGUGUUUUAUAAUUGUGAAGCAUCUGGAACCCUAGUCCCCAAAUAUCUUUAGCUCUUUCAGUGCUGGAACCGAGUUUUGAAGGCCUUUGCAAACAGUUUGGAGCCAGAUGAUACACUUCAGAACGUGGCGUCUCAUCUGGAUCCAAACUGUUUGCUAUUCUGAUAGUAUUCUUUGGAAAAAAAAUCGAAGAAAAUGCUAAUUUUAGAAAUUCAGCAGACAACAUAUUAGCACACGGCAAAUUUCCCAUAAAACAUUAAACAUAAAACAUGAUGAUACCUCUGGAGUAUAUCUUGCAACUUUACAUGUUUCUUUUGUAGCUUUCUAUAGAACUAAUGCCUUUUUUUAGUUUUUUAAGCACAUUGUAUUAUUUUCAAUGGACUGUUGAUUUAAAAAAGAAAAUAUUUUUGGUAGAUUGUCAUUUAAAACAAAAAGAGUUAUUUUCAGAUAUAUUUGACAUGGUAGUAGUAACAAAAGUAUUUGUUUAUGCUGUUUCUUGUCAGCCUUAACUGACAUUUAAAUUUUGUCAUUUUUCGGACAGCCAUCAUUAACAUGUUGUUAUACGAAAAAGAAAUAUUUAACAAAAAUGUAAUGGGAUGUCAUAAAGCUUUUAAAGUCUAACACUGCAUGACAAUUUAUGACGGAUUUAUUACAAAGUUUUAAAAUAUUGAAAUGUUUCUCUUUUUUGUUCAGUUUGAUUUAUGCAGACUUUUUUUAAUUGUAAUAGAUUUAAUUUGAAUAUAUAAACAUAAAACUGUUCCAAGUGGCUAUAUAUAUAAAGUGAAUAGACAAUAAUAAAAAAAUGAAAGAAAAAGUUUAAUUUUCACCGUUCCUCAACUUUUAAGUUUGUAAGAAAUUUAUUGCAAAUGAAAAUGUUGUUAUGUUUAUUUUGGUAAUUUAGCAUUAGUUAUAGUGUUAUGAAUCAAAAUAGAAUAUAAGAGUACGUCAAGGGUUGUGUUAAAGAACAAAAAGUAGACUGUUAACGACAAAUAGAGUGUAAAAAAAGAAAUCCACAUUUGUUAAGAUCCAACAAAUCAAAUAUCUCUGAAUAUACUGUUUAUUUAUAAAUAUUUGAACAAAUUUGUCAGAUUGAUCGAAUCCAUUUAAAGGUAAAAUCACAAGCCAACGAAGGCCAGCAUAAUGUGUUACAUUUGCCUGAAUCUUACUUUCAAAGUGUGCAUUUUGCCCAUAACACUCAUAAAUUGUGUAUUAAUUACUAUGGCUUCUGAAUAUUUACAAAAGUUUGUAUUUGUCUUUAAGGAAGAAUUUAACUUAGAUUACAUGUACAAGGUGUUUGGGAGUCUGGAUCGAGUAGUCGAAAGCCAACAUUUGUUAAAGGGGCAUAUCAAUGGCAAAUAUUUAACUAUAAGAUUAUAUUCUGAUAAGUAUUUAUUAAAUUAUUACUUGACAUAACGGUGUCAUUUUUGUGUAAAUUAACCUACAACUUUUUAUUUUGAUAAAUCAGUAGUAUAUUUAGUUAAAAAAGGAAUGUACUUAAAAUUUAGGUAUAAUCAUUUGCACAGUAGGCAUUAGUUUGAAACCAACUGGAACCGUGAAUCAAAAUUAAGCUCAUGCAUUAUCAAAUGAGCUGCGUUCUGAGAAAAUUGGGCUAAAUGCAUGUGCGUAAAGUGUUGCACAGGCUAAUCAGGAAUGACUCUUUCCGCCUUUACUGGAUUUUCUUGUAGAAGAGACUUCCUUUAUACGAAAAAUACCAUUAAAGCAGAAAGUGUCGUCCCUGAUUAGCCUGUGUGGACUGCACAGGCUAAUGUGGGACGACACUUUACACACAUGCAUUUUUCCCAAUUUUUACAGAACAAGACACAAAUGUGUGCAACACAAUACCAUAAACAUCAUAUUGCAACUGAAUACAUCUAUGUCCACAAACAUAUAAAAUGCGCUUUGUUAUCCCCACGCUUUUCGGAGAAAAAGUGGGGAUAUUGUGGUUAUCUCCGUCUUCCGUCCGUCCGUCCUGGCCACUAUCUCCUCCUACACUAUAACACUAGAACCUUGAAACGUACACACAUGGUAGCUAUGAGCAUAUGUGCGACCCUGCACUAUUUGGAAUUUUGAUCUGACCCCUGGGUCAAAAGUUAUGGGGGUUGGGGUGGGGCCGGGUCAGAGAUUUUUACUCAUUUUUUAAAGUUAUUUUACUAUAAUUUCUUCAUUUCUACACAGAUUGUCUUCAAAUUGAUACUGAACCUCUCUUAUGACAAUACGGUCAAUCUCAACUAUGCAUGGCCCCAUUACCAACCCUGGGGCGCCCUGCCCACAUAGGCCACGCCUACCCAAAAUUGCCUUUUACUAUAAUUUCUUCAUUUCUACACCGAUUCACUUCAAUUUGAUACUGAACCUCUCAUAUGACAAUACGGUUAAUCUCAACUAUGCAUGGCCCCAUUACCAACCCUGGGGCGCCCCGCCCACAUUGGCCACGCCCACCCAAAAUUGCCUUUUACUAUAAUUUCUUCAUUUCUACACAGAUUCACUUCAAAUUGAUACUGAACCUCUUUUAUGACAAUACAGUCAAUCUCAACUAUGCAUUGCCCCAUUACCAACCCUUGGAUGCCCCACCCACAUUGGUCACGCCCACCCAAAAUUGCCUUUUACUAUAAUUUCUUCAUUUCUACACCGAUUUACUUCAAAUUGAUACUGAACCUCUCUCAUGACAAUACGGUCAAUCUCAACUAUGUAUGGCCCCAUUACCAACCCUGGGGCACCCUGCCCACAUAGGCCACGCCCACCCAAAAUUGCCUUUUACUAUAAUUUCUUCAUUUCUUCACGGAUUCACUUUAAAUUGAUACUGAACUUCUCUUAUGACAAUACGGUCAAUCUCAACUAUGCAUGGCCCCAUUACCAACCCUGGGGCACCCCUGGGUCAAACAUGCGGCGUGGGGAUACGCGUCAGCCUCUGCAGCGCCAUUUCUAGUUUAAUACGAGUCUAUACUCACAUAAUGUACGGUCAAUAUGCCCCUUUACCGAAUUUUUGUUUAAGAUUUUCUGUGGUCUAAAUAUUUUGUUAAACUUUGACAAAUUUGUGCUGUGUUAUUUGUACGUUAGUGGAGUUUUGUGGAGAUAUAAGCAAUAUUUAUUGUUGUAUUAUGAUAAUUAUGUUAAUUUUACAUUAAUUAUGAAAUUAGUGUAAUUAUGCAGGAAAUAAAUGUUAUCAAACCGUAA
Molecule: messenger RNA, 7388 nt
Organism: Dreissena polymorpha
Lineage: Eukaryota; Metazoa; Mollusca; Bivalvia; Myida; Dreissenidae
Product: hydroxysteroid 11-beta-dehydrogenase 1-like protein
Exons: 7
Coding region: 816-1703 (295 amino acids)
Cellular component (GO): intracellular membrane-bounded organelle
Molecular function (GO): oxidoreductase activity
Source: RefSeq, a predicted model, not a curated record